AUGUCGUCACCAUUGAAGAGCAUCAAGAGCUGUCGAGGAGCGGCCACGCCCAGCGGGCUAUUCUUGUCUGACAAUGGCACCCUGUUGGCCCCAUCCACGUCUCGCAGCACGAUCCUGUUCAAGUUUUUACACUGGUUUGUUGGUGCGCUCUUGUUGUUGGCCGUCGUAUCGCCUGCCGGAUAUCACGUUCAGGCGAUAUAUCGUAAGAACCUGGCGGUGUACUUCACUCCAUGGUUCAACAUCGAUCCCAAAGACAAGGCCCGCUACGCUCCUGGCAAGGAGAUGCUCCCUGUAGCCUAUUUUUUCCUGUUUUUCAUCCUCCCGGUCGUCGUGGCUGCCCUUGUCUUCAACUUGACCAAGCCUCUGUACCGCGGCUCGUCCUUCCGAUUCCUGCACAUCGAGCCGCGCUGGUUGUGCUGCCAGAUCAGCUAUGGGGAGCUGGCUUUCCUUGGCGUGGUGCUGGGAGGGAACAUCAUCGUUUUUUACCAAUCGUAUCUGCUCCAAAUUGGCUUUGACAAACCGACUAUAACCUGCAUUGCCAUCGCGUUGGGCUUCAGUGGGCUCUACAACAUGGUCUUCAUGGCGUUGCCGGCGACGCGCCACUGUUUCUGGAUGGAAUGGCUCAACUUGCCUUGGGCUCGUGGGGUCAAGUAUCAUCGCUGGCUUGGUGUCUUGACCAUCGUCAGCUUUGUCCUUCACUUUGCCUUUUUCAUUGUCCAAUACGCUAUCACGGACACGUUGGCCGAAGAACUGUUGCCGUGCUUUGAUUGCGAUAUUGCCACCGACGGCAAGUACGCUUGGUUCAACGUGUUUGGCGAGUUGUCGCUGCUAUUCAUGCUCAUCAUGGGGGCCACGUCCAUCCCGUACGUCCGCCGUCAUUACUACGCGACCUUCAAGGCCACCCACUGGCUGUUCAUCCCCGCGGCCUUCACUGCGGUGAUGCACUACGAGCAAAUCAUCAUUUGGAUCUACGUGUCCAUGGUGCUGUAUAUUGUCAACCGCAUGUACUCGAGCUCGACGGUGGCGUACCCCGCGGCCCUCGAGACCGCGACGGCGCUGCCUGGCCAAAUCGUCCAACUCACGUUCAAAUGCUCGACGACGUACCUCCCAGCGGACCUUGUGUACGUCAAAGUGCCUGCGAUCUCCACGGUGCAGUGGCAUCCGUUCAGCAUCGCCUCGACGCCUCUGCACACCCCCGGCCUCUUGACCAUCUACGUCAAGGCUUUGGGUCAUUGGACUAAUCAGCUCCACGACUACGUCAAGCAGUGCGAAGGUGAGGGCGUCCAGCCCGUCGUGUACAUGGACGCUGGCUAUACGCCCCCGCCCCCCAUGUCUUCGUCGUACUCGAGCGUCGUUUUCGUCGGUGGGGGGAUUGGUGUCACUCCUCUCAUGGCUCAAAUCAUGCACUUGCUGCACGCACGCCCCCACCAGGACGUGUACCUUGUGUGGCAUGUCAGGACUGUGGAGAUGUUGAGUCAGUUCCACGGAUGGUUGCGCGAGUUGGAGGACGUGGCUGAAGCCAACCACGGCCGCUUGCACUUGCACCUCCACGUGACACAAAAAGGGCGGACCGACAUUGCCGUGGGCCCUGCAGCAGACGCCGACCGCAUCGCCCCCUCGUUUGAUUUGACCCGAUUCCGAGCCCCCCCUCGUCCGUACGCGCACUUGUCCACGGUGCGCAAGCUGGGCGUCCUGCUGCUGGCGUUUCUGUGCAGUGGCACGCUGCUCGUGUACGUUCGGUUUGGUCAAAAGUUUACGAAACUGUUGGGGCCCGAGUACUGGCCCCUGCAACGCUUCAUGGAGUUUCUGGUCGUGGUCGUGGGCUCGUACUGUGCGUAUGGCGUGGCUGUCGUUGGUCAUGCGAGUGAGCCAACUGAGGGAUGCGAAAUUGACCUCCGCCAGCCUCAACGACGAGAGGUCCGACCGGGCGACCUGCUGCAGCACUUUGCAGUGAAGUACGAACGAGCCAACUGGAACCAGUUGUUCCACGACAUCCAAGUCGACAAAUUCGGCUUUCCGCCAAACUCCGUGGGGGUGUACGUGUCUGGUCCCAACGCACUGGCUAAGGCCAUCCGAGACGUGACGAAUCACCACACACUGUUCGAUGUGCAUGUCGAAGAGUUUGAAAUGUAGUUAUACAAAUCUACACUCAAGUUGUUAAGUCAAGUAAUGUUCAAGUUAUACAAAUGUGUAU
Aphanomyces astaci is the source of this 2194-nucleotide messenger RNA. RefSeq lists its product as hypothetical. Gene Ontology annotation, cellular component: plasma membrane. The transcript is spliced from 2 exons. Gene Ontology annotation, molecular function: oxidoreductase activity. Lineage: Eukaryota; Oomycota; Saprolegniomycetes; Saprolegniales; Verrucalvaceae. The record is from RefSeq and is a predicted model, not a curated record. The coding region runs from base 1 to 2133 and encodes 710 amino acids.